AUGAUAAAACUUCUAAUUCAAAGUAGUUUAAUGUAUCUAUUGUACAGUUUAUGUAUCAAUACCCAGACAACACAUGAUGGAAGAACUUUAUAUAAUAAACAUAUAGAUUAUAGGAGAUUAUUAUUAAAAUGUAAAGUACCUGGACAGCUUAAACCAAUUUAUUCAGAAGAAGAAUUAAGUUGGGAUAAUGAUUUAGAAGAUUUAGCUAAUAGACAAGUAGUAGCAUGUAAUUUAAGUAGUGAAUAUAAAAAAGUUGAAGUGGAAAAAGAAUAUCGUGAUAAAAUUGGUAUAAAUACAGCUGAUAAUUUAAAUGUUUUAAAUGCCAUGGAAACUUGGUUCAAUGAAUAUCAAUUAUAUGAUUACAAAAAGAAUAAAUGCAAAAUACCUAAAGAUUGUCUCCAUUAUAAAAGGAUUGUAUGGGGUAGCGCUGAAUUUAUAGGUUGCUCAACUGGAUAUUGUAAUGAUCAAACUGAAGUUAAAUCAGGCAAAAUAAUUGUGUGUUAUUAUUCACCUAUGGGUGAUGUGCAAACGUCACGGCCAUAUGAAGAGAAUAAAAUUGAUCCUUGUCCUCCUCCAAUAACAACAACAACCACAACAACAACGAGAAAACCAAUCACAGUUACUAGAAAAUUACAAAUGGGUCCAUAUGGUCGUUAUCGCUGUAACUGUAAAUGUCAACCUUAA
Molecule: messenger RNA, 684 nt
Organism: Schistosoma margrebowiei
Lineage: Eukaryota; Metazoa; Platyhelminthes; Trematoda; Strigeidida; Schistosomatidae
Source: the annotation of a GenBank genome assembly